Molecule: messenger RNA, 2672 nt
Organism: Nothobranchius furzeri (turquoise killifish)
Lineage: Eukaryota; Metazoa; Chordata; Actinopteri; Cyprinodontiformes; Nothobranchiidae
Source: RefSeq, a predicted model, not a curated record
GAAUCUAUUACGAGGCUCGUUUGUUGUGUUUGUCUCGACUCGCGCUCUCUAGGAGAUUGGAAACAGGGGUUUGAGCUGGUUUAAAGGUUAAUUCACCUGUUGCUGUGUUCACAAAAAAAAAACAUGGAGAUAAAAACUUCCGUAAAAUGCACGGUCCCCUUGUCUCUGUGACGCUGCUGCAGUGGGGCCAGUGCCAAGAGCCACUGUUGCAACGGUCUUUCUUCUGCAGCCGUAGAGCCCUUCUCCUUCACUGGACAGGAGGAUCAGGCUGCAGGAGCUGAUCCAGAGCUUGUUCCACAGAUGGAUGCCUCUGCAUCUUGCUCCGUGGCUUUUCAGAAGUGAACUGACCAGAUCACCAGACUACGAGGGGUUUUCAUGGGGCAGGUCUCCAUGUGAUGGUGCGAUGACCAGACGAGGAGGUGUCCCGAGCAACCGUUGCCCCAGCGGCUGAUGACCCCAUUAGUUUGGCCUGGCAGGAUGCACAUGGCCUCAGUGGGCAUCAGCAAGUUCUGCUUUCUGUUCUCUGUGGCAUUUUGUUCUCUCCUCCUCCUGCUCAUACCAGCUCUCCAGAGCCCCCCGUCCCAGCUGGACUUGCCUCGACCUCGACCCCGCACCAGACUGCCCCCAGCUCAUCGGACACACCGUGCAAGGCUUCCAACAUCCACUGCCAGUCCUCUAAGGAACCUGGAAACUCAUGGACCACCCACUAGAACCCAACUUAGUGGGAGGAAAAGCCCCAGUCAACUUGCUGGGUCUAGGGAGGAUUUGAGAGGCAGUGAUGGAAGACGCAUGGGUUCACUGAUGGGAUACAGGUCCCCAGACACGUUGGAGCUGAGGGACAUUUUUAUUGCAGUGAAAACCACCAGGAAAUACCAUGAGUCAAGACUGCAGCUGUUGCUCCAAACCUGGGUGUCCCGAGCUAAGGAGCAGACGUUUAUCUUCACCGACGCUGAGGACAGAGAGCUGCAGCUGAGAGCAGGAGUUAACAUAAUCAACACAAACUGCUCUGCAGCGCAUAACAGACAGGCGUUGUGCUGCAAGAUGUCAGUGGAGUAUGAUAAAUUCAUCGAGUCCCAGAAGAAGUGGUUCUGCCACGUGGAUGAUGACAACUACGUGGUCCUGCCCAGCCUGCUGCGUCUGCUGUCCUCCUACCACCACAGCCAGGACCUGUAUCUGGGCCGGCCCAGCCUGGAUCACCCCAUCGAGGCUGCAGAGAGGAUCAGAAGCGAUGGAUCAGUGUCUGUCAAAUUCUGGUUUGCCACAGGUGGAGCAGGGUUCUGUAUUAGCCGAGGCCUGGCUUUGAAGAUGAGCCCGUGGGCCAGUUUGGGGAAUUUCAUCAGUACAGCGGAGAAGAUUCGCCUCCCAGAUGACUGCACCAUAGGGUACAUCAUCGAGGCUCUUCUGGAGGUGAAGCUGACACGCACACACCUGUUCCACUCCCACCUGGAGAACCUUCGGAAGCUGCCUCCUGACUCUGUCCUUGGUCAGGUGACGCUCAGCUAUGGCGGCUUAGAGAACAGAAGAAAUGUGCUCAGUGUUGUGGGGAACAUUUCACUGGCCGAGGACCCUACAAGGUUUAAGACCGUCCACUGCCUUCUGUAUCCAGACACUGAGUGGUGUCCAAGCAUCAAGGCCUGAACGGAGCUUCGGUAGACCUCUGCAGCUUCACCCUGACACUUUGCUGUAAACAACUCUGCAUCUGAAGCGGUCCAGGAUCAGUCCAAAAGCACGGCCAGGUGCACCCAGCAUCCUGGUUGCUGAACCGCACCACCAUUUAGAUCAGGUGUGGGGAAGCCUGGUUCUAGAGGGACAGUGUACUGCAUGCUGCGUGUUUUAGUUGUUUCCGUGCUCCUGCACUCCUGAUUUAAUUGUUGAUGGACUUGUUCAGGGGCCCAUUCAGCAGGCUUGCUGAACACUCAGUAAAGUUGUCCUGGGUUAAAAGGAACCACAGCCAGAUGGUCUCAAGGGAAUUUAGCCCGUUUAAAAAAACAGAAGGAUGCUCAAUUUAGGAAAUGGACCCCUGGUUAAAUCAUGUUUACAGCAAAGUGACCGGAGCCGUCUCUAUUGGUCACUGGAGCGAGACUAAAUGUGGUGUAACCAUCGACAUGUAAAAAGGAUGGGCGUACCCCGUCCACUGGUGUGCAGGGGGCAGGUUUGAAACUGAAUGGGAGGUUCCCACCACUACCAUCUGGACCAUGUCACACCCAGACGGUCCAAAAAUGGGAAAAGAGGUGGAGCUGAGGGUGGAGCUGUUGCGGUUGGAACAAAUGAACCAGUGUAGAUACUAGCUAACUUAUGGGCCAUUCCCAUCUGUACCGGGUCGGCCCGGGCCGGGUAGCGUAGGUUGUUUACAUAUCUGGGUGGCCCGGUAUUGUUCCGGGCCAACCAAGGCUCAUUCUCAGCCCUCUUCCCGAGGGGUACUGCUUCAGGCCGACCAGGGCCAACACACCCACUGCUGACAGCAAAUUCACACCUUCCAUUAGAGCAAGCCUCUGAUUGGUGGGUAGAAUCAGCCCACAUGGGCUUAAGGCAAGGAUGUGUGGAAUCAACCGGGCCAGGCUGGGGCCGACUGGGGCUACCCGGCCCGGGCCGACCCGGUACAGAUGGGAAUGGCCCACUAGCUGGAAAAAUGUUGCCUGCUCUGAUGAGUCUUAAUUUCUGUUGAGACAUUC